This is a messenger RNA of Rhinocladiella mackenziei CBS 650.93, 645 nucleotides long. RefSeq lists its product as uncharacterized. The transcript has a single exon. NCBI's taxonomy places the organism in Eukaryota, Fungi, Ascomycota, Eurotiomycetes, Chaetothyriales, Herpotrichiellaceae. The record is from RefSeq and is a predicted model, not a curated record. The coding region runs from base 1 to 645 and encodes 214 amino acids.
AUGGACAACCCCAAGUUUGGCAAUGAAUCGGUGGUACAUGCGAUACAGGACGCCACCAGUGCUUGGGCCAAGGAGAUGGCACUUGAAGAUUUGUUACAUGAGACGACUUUCCAGCAAGCUUUUCUGGAGCGAGCUCAGCUGGCCCUUCUCGUUGCGAUGUCAUUCCCAGCGCAUGUAUACUGUUUUGAAGGGCAAUUCUUUCCAAAAGCCGUUGAUGUGGUGUAUUACAACGAGGCAUUGGCGACCCCAGCGGAAGGACAGCCACCCAUCUUGGAUCCAGAUGUUCUGUUGUCGCCAUAUCUUCGGUUUGACCCAGGUUAUCAGAUACCGCAAAGGUCAAGAAGAUCUUUAGCGCUAGGUUCAGGCUUCUCAAGAGGUGUGACGGAUGCAAAUGCUGUCGUCGCAUUGGGUGUGGCCCUUUGCGAGAUCGGCGCAUGGAAGGCAGUUUCGCGAAACAUCUUUAAGGAGAUGACAAAAAUGGCCGAGGGUUCCCUCAAUGAAGUGUCGCAGCAAGCCGGUCAGAUUUCCUGCAAUAUCAGCCGGAAAUGUCUGAAGUGGGCGGCUCCUUCGCUCAACAUCAACUCUCAGACGACAAAAGAAUUGGAAAAUAUUGUUGCACGCUCCAUCGAGUCUCAGAGAACAUAA